AAGAGCCGCCGGGACAAGUUCUACCGCCUGGCCAAGGAGACCGGGUUUCGCUCACGAUCCUCCUUCAAGCUGAUUCAGCUCAAUCGCAAGUUCCAGUUCCUGCCGAAAUCCCGCGCGCUGCUGGACUUGUGCGCAGCCCCCGGCGGCUGGCUGCAGGUGGCCUCCAAGUUCAUGCCCGUUUCCAGCCUCAUCGUUGGGGUGGAUUUGGUCCCCAUUAAGCCCAUCCCCAACGUGGUGACGCUGCAGGAGGACAUCACCACGGAGAAGUCCCCACGCCUGCUAAACCCCGACAGCCAGGCCCUGGGCAAGGAGCUGCAGACGUGGAAGGUGGACGUGGUGCUAAAUGACGGGGCUCCCAACGUGGGGGCCAGCUGGGUGCACGACGCCUACUCCCAAGCCAACCUGACGCUCAUGGCCCUGAAGCUGGCCUGCGAAUUCCUUUCCAAGGGCGGCUGGUUCAUCACCAAAGUUUUCCGCUCCCGCGACUACCAGCCCCUCCUGUGGAUCUUCCAGCAGUUCUUCCGCAAGGUGCAGGCCACCAAGCCGCAGGCCUCCCGCCACGAGUCGGCGGAGAUCUUCGUCGUCUGCCAGGGAUAUCUGUCUCCAGAUAAAAUCGACAGCAAAUUCUUUGAUCCAAAAUUCGCCUUCAAGGAAGUUGAGGUUCAGGCCAAAUCUGUGACCGAGCUGGUGACCAAAAAGAAACCAAAGGUACAAGUGACUGGGAGCAGGGUGCCACACACAAGGUUGAGGAGAGGGGGUCACAGCUCGGAGCGGGGCUGGGGGGGGCUGUGGCACACCUGUCGGGCCCCCAACCCCGUGGAUUUCCUCUCCAAGGCCAAUGAGCUACCGUGUACCCCGGAGGCGCCUGGACGCUGGCAGCUCUGUGGUGGCUUUCUCCCAACUGGAGGCGCUGGGAGCCGCGGGGGGGAUGCGCGGAGCCGCGGGGGGGUGCGGGGAGCCGUGGGGAGCCACAGGGGGGAUGCGCGGAGCCGCGGGGAGCCUCAGGCGGGAGGGCGCAGGCUGAGUGACUCCUGUCUGCGUAUGUUGCUCGUCUUUCAAGUGCUGCCAGACUACUGGUGGUGUGUUAAGUGCUUCCUGUCUCCUGGCAGCUUGAGCUCCGGCGAGGAGGAGGAGGGUGGCGAGGAGGAGUCCAGGAAGGGGUCAGGAGCAGCUGGGGACCGAGCGGCAGAGGAGGAGGAGGAGAUGGAGCUGAGGCUGGCGGAGCUGAAGGCCGAGGAGGUGGCUGAGCUGAAGAGGAACCCGCCGCCAGAGGCCAGGGCUCGGAAGAAGCGGCGGAUGCUGAAGAAGAUGGAGCAGAUGAAGAAGAAGGCGGAGGCCGUGGUGAGCACCGUGGAUAUCUCGGAGCGUGAGAAGGUGGCCCAGCUGCGGAGCAUCUACAAGAAGGCUGGCCUGGGGAAGGAGAAGCGGGAGGUCACCUACCUGGUGGCCAAGAAGGGGGUGGGCCGGCGCGUGCGGCGCCCCGCGGGCGUCAAGGGGCACUUCAAGGUGGUGGACGGCCGCAUGAAGAAGGACGUGAGGGCUGGGAAGGGCAAAGAGAAGACAAAAUGGCGCCGCAAGUGAGGACUCUCCCCAAGGGCUGGGCGGGGUGCAGGGGCCCCAUGUGCCAGCCCUGGCCCCGACUCCCUGGCUGACUGUGGCAACCUCUCCUUGAUCGGGGCUCUCCAUCCAGCCAUGUGCGCAGGAUCAUGAGGUCACUUCCUGUUGGUAAUAGAGCCACUUCCUGUCAGCAGCCACCUGGGAACCUGCUGCAUGGGCUUUGCCAGCGCCCUGCCCGGGCUCGCUCUGCUCCGGUGAUUGGCUAGCCCCGGCCAUGUGGCUCCUGUGCUUACAUCACAGCGGCGGGUUCUGGGCAAAGACUCUGCACGAGGAGGAACCCGCCAGGAGCAGGGCUGGUACCUGGGCUUCCGGCUCCAAGCUGAGCCCCGUGCAGCCAAGGCCCAGCCAGUUGCAGGGCCUCCUUGGAGCCGGGGUCUGAGCAGGUGCCUGGUGGGGGGAGGUCUCUGGGAAACAGGAGCCAGCGCUGGGUGGGGGAGGCGUCCUUGUGCCUGGGCCUUUCUCAUCCCCCCCUGGCUGGUCUCCCUGGGGCAAGCUGCUCUGGUUCCCGCUGAAAUUAAACCCUGUUCUCUGGG
Pelodiscus sinensis (Chinese soft-shelled turtle) is the source of this 2150-nucleotide messenger RNA. Lineage: Eukaryota; Metazoa; Chordata; Testudines; Trionychidae. The record is from RefSeq and is a predicted model, not a curated record.